Molecule: messenger RNA, 1229 nt
Organism: Sitophilus oryzae (rice weevil)
Lineage: Eukaryota; Metazoa; Arthropoda; Insecta; Coleoptera; Curculionidae
Product: reticulocalbin-2
Exons: 7
Coding region: 51-1064 (337 amino acids)
Cellular component (GO): endoplasmic reticulum
Molecular function (GO): calcium ion binding
Source: RefSeq, a predicted model, not a curated record
GUGGAUCUUGAAGUUAAAAGUAAACAAAAUAAAAAUAACAAAUACUUGCCAUGAAGGAUGCCAACUUGUUAAGUUGUGUUAUAUUAUGUAUUAUUCUCAUAUAUACCUCCUUUACGUGUCUUGCUGCAGUAGUUCACACCGGUCAUAGUCAUGAUCAUAAUUUACAUAAAGAAAGAGAAAUUGAUGGGGCUUAUGCUCCAAGAGAUCGGGACCAUUUUGACAACUCAGGAGAGCACAAAAGUGAUUUUGAUCACGAAGCAAUAUUAGGUAGCUAUAAGGAAGCUGAAGAAUAUGAUCACCUGCCUCCUGAGGAAGCUAAACGAAGAUUAGCAAUCCUUCUAACAAAAAUGGACACAUCAAAAGAUGGAUAUAUUGAUCGAAAAGAGCUUAAAGCAUGGAUAAUUCGUUCAUUUAAAAUGUUAUCUGAAGAAGAAGCAAAUGAGAGAUUAGAAGAUGCAGAUGAUAACAAUGAUGGAAAAAUAACUUGGGCUGAAUAUUUAUCAGAUACUUAUGGUGUUGAAAAUGAUUCUGAUGAAGAGUCUCUUAAAUUUUCUGAGGAGAACUUACAUCUAAUAUCAGAAGAUAAAGAAAUGUGGGAUGCAGCAGAUAAAAAUAAAGAUGGAGUUUUAGAGUCGGAAGAAUGGAUAGCUUUCUCCAAUCCAGAAGAGCAUCCGGAUAUGAUCCCCCUGAUUCUCGCGCAGACAUUAAAGAACAAAGAUAAGGACAAGGAUGGAAGUAUCAGUUUUCAAGAAUUUGUUGGAGACAGAGGUUCUGACUUAGAUAAGGAAGCACUUCUGGUAGAAAAGGAUAAAUUUGAUCGAGAAUAUGAUAAAGACAAAGAUGGAAAAUUGACUGGAAGUGAAAUAUUGUCUUGGAUAGUUCCUAGUAAUGAUGAAAUUGCUGAUGAAGAAGUUAUUCACUUAUUUGCCCAUAGUGAUGACGAUCAUGAUGACUUAUUAAGCUUCGAAGAAGUUCUUGAUCAUCAUGAAACGUUUGUUGGCAGUGAGGUGACAGAUUAUGGUGAUCAUUUGCACAAUAUCCAUCACUUUAGUGACGAAUUGUGAUCCUACUUCUUCCUGACAAAGUAGUUUGUAGCUGUUAAUUUAUUUAUUUAUUUAUUGUAAAAUACGUGUUUGUGCCAUUGUACCUUAAUGUAUUAUUUUAAUAAUUACAAAGGUAAGUUUUUGUUUUAGUAUUAUAAAAUAUAGGCUUUAUUUUAUCAUUUACUA